CCCUGACCUCAAUACUGGAGGAGAAGAGAGAUGAGCGCUGGGAACUGAACACCAGUACAAUACACGGUACUCCACCUCCAGACAGUGCACCGUAUAAUGCAACUUGCAAGUUACACUGUGACCCCAUUCAGUUCAAUGGCUGGUCACUCGAUGGGUGUCGGGGGCAAGAUUGCUGUGUAACCCCAGCCUGAAUCCCUCUGUGCUCUGUGAUAUACUAUGUCCCAGAAAGCAGUGCUGAAGGAUUUUUCUAUAUAUGAACUUUUCAAGUGGUGGAGCUGACAUUAUGGUUUCAACCUUCGGAGAACUGUCCAGAUGGCACCUGUGAAGUGAACGCUAUUGGAUUUUGCUCUUUGACCUCCAAUUGUACACAAUCCUGGCUCAACUCAGUGACCUCUCCCCUCCAGCCCUCUCCCCUCACCCCAAUAUGAAUGGUCAAGUGCCUUGUCCUACUUCCGAGGAUCUGUCCUCUCACCAGGCUCCACCUACUCUCGAACCCUAUGCUCCUCCUCCUCCUCCAGCUACUACACAGGACACUCUCGAAGAUGCCUCAUCUCCAGGAUCCCUCCUGUCCACCUCUGGCCUCCUCCUUGCUCGUUCUCUCCUUAGUCGCCGGAGUAGUACUUCACCAAACAAUUCACCAUCAUCCUGUAGCCUUCGCCGUCGUCGAGAAUUUACUCCAGAAGAGAGAAAAGAUGACACUUACUGGGACAAGCGGAAAAAAAACAACGAGGCGGCUAAACGCUCAAGAGAGAAACGUCGUGCUGGUGACAUUGCCCUAGAAGGACGCGUCAUUGCUCUUUUGGAGGAGAAUGCAAGGCUGCGAGCUGAGCUGCUUGCUCUUCGAUUCCGCUUCGGCCUGGUACGGGAUCCAUGUGAGGAAGCUCGUGGGUCGUAUGCACAGCCAUGCGGUCUUCAUGAUCCUACUCCACCAAAUCCUCCUCCACCAAUGCCUCAUUCAGAAGACUCUGGAUUCUCCACACCCAGUGUCGGCAGUCCAGUUUUCUUUGAAGACAGAGUUCCUGAACAGGAGCCUCAAAAUUUACCGCCACCAUCCAUAAAUUAUUAUGGAUCAGUUCCAGUAGAGACUGUAGAACAUCCUCGUGGGAGACUUGACAUUCAUCCUGACACAUAUAAAAGCCUCCCACACAAGUUGAGGUUUAAAGCCUGUGCUCCAGGUGAGGACGGACCUCAUGUCGCAGCACCCGUUUCUAACAGUUUUCCUACUGAAGUGGCCCAAGGUUUCCCCCAGCAGCCAAUGGCCUUUCCACGAGGACGGUGGGGAAACCAAGGUCAGGAUGGAUCUCCCAGUCAGGCUGCAGAAAACUCUGAACUUAGGUCUCAACUUGCCUCACUGUCCGCGGAGGUGGCCCAGCUGAAGAGAAUUUUUUCAGAGCAGAUGACGGGUCGAAGUGGACCUGAUUAGUACUGUACUUUAGUCAUAAGCCACAAAUCGUUGCAAAUUGCUAAUAAGAAAUACAUGAGAAACUUAUUACAAAAGCCACACAACUGGUUUCCUCUAUUUACCUAAAACACGUCAGCUGCUCCACAUAAGAAGGCAUGAUUUCAUAAGUCUGGUGCUAGAAAGACAUUACUUCCUUUGCGAAAGGAUACUGAAUUAGUCCAGUUGCUGAGAUAUACAAUGGACUGAUGUGACCUCUUUUCCUCCACUGGAGGGAGUGCGUAAUAUAAUACUGUCUGGAACAAGU
This is a messenger RNA of Bufo bufo (common toad), 1706 nucleotides long. RefSeq names its product nuclear factor interleukin-3-regulated protein-like. The transcript has 4 exons. Bases 425 to 1423 code for a protein of 332 amino acids. The record is from RefSeq and is a predicted model, not a curated record. Gene Ontology annotation, molecular function: DNA binding; DNA-binding transcription factor activity. Gene Ontology annotation, biological process: regulation of DNA-templated transcription; circadian rhythm. Lineage: Eukaryota; Metazoa; Chordata; Amphibia; Anura; Bufonidae. Gene Ontology annotation, cellular component: nucleus.